Epithele typhae is the source of this 1086-nucleotide messenger RNA. RefSeq lists its product as uncharacterized. Lineage: Eukaryota; Fungi; Basidiomycota; Agaricomycetes; Polyporales; Epitheliaceae. The record is from RefSeq and is a predicted model, not a curated record. The transcript has 3 exons. The coding region runs from base 1 to 1086 and encodes 361 amino acids.
AUGUGCGCUAUUACAAAAUUCCUGCCCCGCAUGGUAGGACACUCACGACACGUUGGUGGAGCAGAAAUUAAGAUCCUUUGCGUCAAACCUGAAAGUAACAGCGGUCACGAUCCCCACAUUUUCGCCACGGAAACCACUGCCUCGACCGACAUCGCUCCGCUAAAAGAUCAAACGAAGCUUCAAGACAACAUAGCCAUCCGUAGGGAUUCCGCACCUAGUGGGAACCAUGCGCUGGGCAUCAGGUGCUAUGACCAAACUGGAACAAUCGACUGCAAAGUGCAUUGCACCCGCUCCGAAGACUUCUCGAAAAGAGCAGAUGCAGAUGCUGCGCCCCCAGUAGUCUCUCUUGUGGGGGCGGCCGACUCUGUCUCCGAAGACCCCCAUGCCUCACAGCCACCCGCUAGCUCGAACCUGGUCGUCCUCGUCCUCAUUGGAGUUUUCGGUGGCCUCGUUUUAGUGGCGGCCCCUGCGGUCACCGUGUAUCUGACACUACGCCACCACAGGCAACGCGUCAUGCAAAGAAACGCGUACCGCAUAGACCUCCUUGCUGAUCGGGACCUGCAUCCGUAUGGCGGCAAGGACGACAUCGAGCCGCUCAGCUUCGCAUCCUCUUCCGAGUCUUUCAUCCCGAAGGAGCGCAUCGGACCCGUAACCCUGCCGUUUCAAGCGGGCGGGUACGGGCAUUCAAACCGAUCCCGCGAUCUUUCCGAAGGCCCCUAUAUCACGCAACUCAACCUUCAUGCGGCGAGCUCCGGGGAAAUGUCGGCCUCAAUUGAGCCCGAACGCGGCUUCGACGCACGAGCCCCUGCGCCGGGACUGCCACCGCCUCGUCCGAACCGGCGAUCUGUCGUGGUGGGGGAGGAGGCCCGCUUGGAGGGACCCGAGAACGCAAUGGCCCGGGCCGCACGGCAAUGGCAGCGCGUCGCAGAGCGCCAGGCGGUGGAGGGGACCGACGACGUUCACCCUGCCGCAAUCACGCUUGGCGUUGCGUCCGCGGCGGUAUCACCGGUGGGGGACGGCCGAAACAGUUUCGACGCGCCGCGCCUCCAACUCAUCGAGAGUAAAGAGACGAUCCGAUGGGCAUGA